AGGCUGUUUACUUCAAAAUAAGAGUCCUCUUCCCCAGCGCGCAGUGUGCAGGCACACGUUUUCCUGUAUUUUAUUUCGAAAGCGGAAGUGCGUCGUGUUGUACCUUCUAAAAAGCGAUAAAACGGGCUAGUUUUUGGUAGAAAAAUGUCAGAAUGUUAGGCUCGUCGGCACUCGGGGGGACGUGACGGUAGCGAGCGUUGCUUAGCUCCCGAAUGUAAACCGGAAGGUUGCGAGGGGGGUCUCCUGCUCUCCUUCCCUUGUGCCCCGCUUGUUUAUUAGUAGGCGGGGGAGUUGUUUGACACUUUGACGCGCGGAGGGGGUCGCGGAAUGUCCAAAGUGUUCGGCUAACGUCAACUCCUGCGAACCUGCUGCUGCUGCUCCAUCACCUCGCCGUCAAAAGAGGAGCGGCCGAUUCCGAACUCGCAAAGCCAAACCAGAUCAACCAGCAGCACAGGUGGACGCAGCACUUGGGGAAUGACGACGCCACACAAGGGAAACAAGGCCUUAAAGGUGAAGCGGGAACCGGGCGAAAAUGGCACCAGCCUGACCGACGACGAGCUGGUGAGCAUGUCUGUGCGAGAGCUGAACCAGCACCUCCGCGGCCUGACCAAGGAGGAGAUCCUGCAGCUGAAGCAGCGACGACGCACCUUAAAGAACCGGGGCUACGCCGCCAGCUGCCGGGUCAAGCGCGUCACGCAGAAGGAGGAGCUGGAGAAGCAGAAGGCGCUGCUGCAGCAAGAAGUCAACAAGCUGGCCACCGAGAACGCCAGCAUGAAGGUAGAGCUGGACGCGCUGCGCUCCAAGUACGAGGCGCUGCAGAGCUUCGCCAGGACUGUAGCGCGCAACCCCGUGGCCUCCGUCAUCGGGCCCCUCAUCCCCGGUAAAGUCGCCGCCACCAGCGUCAUCACCAUCGUCAAAUCCAAAACCGAGGCCAGGUCGUAGUAGCGCUAAAUGACCAAAAAUCGGCAAAGCGUCGGAACGUUCUCGUCGGACAACUGGUGCAGCUAUUCUUCACGUUUGGGACGCCGCCUCUCAGCCAGUACAAUCCAAAGUAGAUGAGCUCGUUGGUUUCCAUUGACGGCAAUAGACGUCCAAUACAUACUGUCAAUCUCUGCCAGUUAAUAAUAAAAAAAAACAUUGGACGUCUACCGCCAUCAACGGCAGCCAAUGAGAUAAGAGAUAUUAUUUCAACAAUUCCAAACGGUGUCUUCAGAACAUGUUUGGGACACUUCUUAGUCGGAAUACACCACGGAAGAAGAAUCAUAGCACACUUUAUUCUACACUUCCUACAAAGAUUCCACUUGUCAAUUAGCUCGCAGAUCGGAAAACUUGGGAACGUUUAGCCAAACGUGACGUGUUAGCCGUUCGAAAAAGCGCUGGAAAAUGGCGGCCAAGAUCCGGACGGAACGACCAGCUUUCCGGCAGCGAAUUCGACUGGCGUGACAGCAUUUAGCAGAGUCAUUUCCGAUAGAAUCGGUAGAUGCAAUAAUACGUGUAUGCACUGAAAACAAAAAGGAGAAAAAAUGGAUGUGAUGCAAACCUUGAAUGUUCUUGCCGUUGAAUCAACUUCUUACAGGAAAAUAUGGUGAAGUAUAGGUUGUUUUUGUUUACAGGUGUUUUAAAAAAAAAUGUCACACAAGCUUUACUGUUUUAAAGGUUAAGAUGUGGAGUUCUUUUCGUCUACAUGUGAAUUUCUGCAUGGGUGGAGGAACCUCAAAAGCCCUAAAAACACUAUUUUGGCAACAAAGAUAACUUAUGAGCAUUUUGUCAACCUUAUAACAAAACUCAUUUGCCAGAGUUGCUCCAAAAAUAACUUGUUUUUACGUUGACCGCACUGUAGGGUGACCAUAUUUUGGUUUCCAAAAAAGAGGACACUCAGCCCGGCCUCAAGAUACUUGAAUUUUAUUAAAAGUUCACUCAAAGAUGCCUAUAUCACUUUGAUAUAUUUAAAGUGUGCCCCCUCACUCUGGAUGGAAAAAUGCAGUUUGGAAAAAAAAAAAAUAAUAAUGACUUUAAAAAAUAUAUAUAUAUAUACAAUGCAGAGGUUGCGCUAGACAUUUUCGUUGUCUGUCAUUUUGACUGACAGGGUCAUAAAAAUCCGGUCAUAAUCUAUUUUUACCCAUCACUUAAAUUUUUAAAAUGAUAAUGAUGACAUAUUCAAUAGUAUUUAGUUUUCAUUCAUUUUUAAUUAAUAUUGUAACGCUUGCUUGGCGGCGAAAAAUUAGACACGGAAGUCGUGGUAUUUUUCACCCUCUUUUUACUCUGCUUACCGCCAACAACACCAACAAAACAACAACUCCGCCCCCAAAGAAAAAGAGGCAACUAUAUAGACCCCAAUCACCAACG
Molecule: messenger RNA, 2346 nt
Organism: Corythoichthys intestinalis (scribbled pipefish)
Lineage: Eukaryota; Metazoa; Chordata; Actinopteri; Syngnathiformes; Syngnathidae
Product: transcription factor MafG
Exons: 3
Coding region: 475-942 (155 amino acids)
Biological process (GO): regulation of transcription by RNA polymerase II; regulation of epidermal cell differentiation
Cellular component (GO): nucleus
Molecular function (GO): DNA-binding transcription factor activity, RNA polymerase II-specific; RNA polymerase II cis-regulatory region sequence-specific DNA binding
Source: RefSeq, a predicted model, not a curated record